CCGCCUUUUCAACGCCCAUAAUUAAAUGAUUUUAUCACAUUUUGCGUCCAAAGAAAAUAGUUGGCAUAGCGGAAAGGAUCGGAUCACGUUGUACCAUGUUUUGGUUUACUUUAAGCGCUGUUUUACUUUUAUAUGCGUUGCGAUAUCGUUAUCCCUACUUCAUCAAAGAAGCCCUAUUCGUGUUCAGACUUUUCUCAGUCGGAUAUCGCCUGUCAAAACGCAAAACAUCCAAACCAUACUAUACCUUAGUGGAUCGUUUUCUGGAUUCCGUUAAGAAGAACCCAAACAAAGCGUUUAUUCGCUUUCAGGAUGACACAUAUACAUAUCUGGAUUCGGAUAAACGGAGUAAUAAAAUCGCGAUGACUUUGUUAAAGCACGCAAAUCUUCAUGAAGGAGAUACAGUUGCGCUUCUCAUGGGGAAUGAGCCCAUGUUCUUGUGGAUAUGGUUGGCUUUGGCCAAGAUUGGAUGUUCUGCUGCUUUUCUCAAUUACAACAUCAGAUCUAAAUCACUGCUGCACUGUUUCUCCUGCAGUGGGGCCGGUGUGUUGAUUGCUGCUGCAGAAUUACAGGAUGCUGUUGAGGAGGUAGUGCCUGCGCUGAGAGAGCAGGGGGUCUUGGUUUAUAUACUGACUGAUAAUGUUAACACUGAGGGAAUGCAAAGUCUAACCGACAAGAUCAGGCAGGCUUCAGAUGAGUCCAUUCCUGCAGAUCUGAGAGCCAAUGUUACCUUCAGCAGCCCUGCGGUGUACAUCUAUACAUCAGGCACAACAGGUCUUCCAAAGGCAGCACUGAUCAAUCAUCAAAAGUUGUGGGCCAUGUCCUUCUACCAGUUCCUGUGUGGAGUGACCUCUGAUGAUUUGUUUUAUGUGAACCUUCCCUUGUAUCACAGUGCUGGCUUUUGCCUUGGAUUUUUAGGUUCCAUUGAACGAGGAGCCACUGUGGUCUUGAGGAGAAAGUUCUCUGCCUCUCAGUUCUGGAAUGACUGCAGGAAAUACAAUGUAACAGUGAUUCAGUACAUUGGAGAGACAAUGCGCUACCUCUGCAACACACCAAAGCGUUUUAGUGACCAAGUACACAACGUUAGAAUCGCCUUUGGGAAUGGGCUCAGGGCAGAUGUUUGGAGGACAUUUAUAAGCAGAUUCGGUCAAAUUGAUAUCAAAGAAUUCUACGGUGCAACUGAGGGAAACAUGAGCUUCAUGAACUUCGCUGGCAAAAUUGGGGCUGUUGGGAGAAUGAACACUUUUCAUAAGAAAUUGAACCCAUAUGCCUUUAUCAAGUUUGACCAGGAGCAAGAGAUGCCUGUUAGGAAUGCAGAUGGAUUUUGUCAAGAAGUUGCUAAAGGUGAGACAGGUCUCCUGGUAUCAAAGAUUACUCAGAGGUCUCCUUUUUAUGGAUAUGCCAGGGAUCCAAAACAGACACAAAAGAAGAAACUGUACAAUGUGUUUGAGAAGGGUGAUGUUUACUUCAACUCUGGUGAUCUGUUCAGGGUUGACCAGGAAAACUUCAUCUACUUCCAGGAUCGGGUGGGCGACAAUUUUAGGUGGAAAGGGGAGAAUGUGUCUACAAAUGAGGUGUCGGACAUGAUGACAAUGUCAACGAGUAUCGAUGAAGCGAACGUGUAUGGUGUUACAGUUCCAGGGCAUGAGGGUAGGAUAGGAAUGGCUGUCAUCGUAUUAAAGGAAGGACAACAGUUUGAUUGCGAUGGUAUAUUUAGUCAUGUGACCACUUACCUUCCCUCUUACGCAAGACCACGUUUCAUAAGGAUUCAGAACUGUUUGGCUGUUACUUGCACCUUCAAACAGCUCAAAGUGAGGCUGGUAGAGGAAGGCUUCAACCCUGCAGUAAUCAAUGACCCGCUGUUUAUCUUAGAUGACACAGUGAAAAGCUACAGACCUCUGACACAUGAGAUAUACCAGUCAAUACAUGAGGGUCACUUCAAAUUGUGAAGAUAAGUACCUAGUGUUUUCUGUAAGAUGAUUGGCUGCUGUUGAAAACCACCCACUCCAUGUCUCAAAGGUUGAAUUGGAGUAUGAGGGUUGCCAAAUUAACCACAAAUUCAAUGUAGGUCAGCUUUACUUAUAUACUUCAGAUUUACUGUACUAUGGAGGACGAAACCUGCUAAAAUAAUAAAUGAAGUAAUCUGCAUAUCCUUGCAUAAAUAAAUAUAUGAAUAAUGUGCGAAGAGAUCUACAAAUAAAUAAAUAAAUGCACCAAUCAAUGCAAAAUAAUACAAUAUAAAAAAUAAAUAAAUGGUUGAGGAAAUGCAAAUUGUUAAUGGAAAUGCAAAAUUGAAAGUUGAUUUUUAAUUCCACAUUCUAUAUUUCUUUAAUCAUUUAUUUAUUUCUGUAUGCUGUUCCGUAUAUUUAUGUUGCCUUCGCAUAACAUGCUAAUGAGAGGAUUUCAACAGCUGUUCAGGCAUCACAGUCAAACUAUCGAUAACAAGUGCAGCGGGAGUUUGCAUUUUCCCCACGGUGAAGAGAAGGUCAAUAGCAGAAUUGCUCCACGAGGCAAUAUAGUUUGGAGAAUUGUACAAGUGAGAUAAUUUACUAAACUUUUAUUUAUUGAUUGAAUGUGAAAAUUUGGUAUUGACCUUAUUAAUGUCAUAGUCAUGCGAAGCACUUUGACAAUGAUCAGCCAGUGGUGUCAUAAAGUCCGCCUACUGAUGUUUGAUUGACAUCCUCUCAUUAGCAUGUAACACGGAGGAAAAAUAAGAAAGUACAUACUGAAAUCAAUGAAUGAUUAAAGAAAUAUAGAAUUAAAAAUCAACUUUCAAUUUUACAUUUUCCUUUGACAUUUUUUUAAUUUCCCCAUUAAACGUUUUGCACUAAUGGGUGCAUUUAUUCAUGUAUUUAUUUAAUUAUUUGUAUAUCUCCUCGCACAUUUAAUUUAUUUAUUUAUGCACAAAUAUAUGGAUUUAUUUACUUAUUAUUUUUUUCAGGUUUCGUCCUCCAUAGUCUGGAGACAGUAAAACUACAUAAAAGUCUCAUUAAAAACAGAGAGGCCCUUAAAACACUCAUGACUAAAUAUGAAGUUUUGGGGGUAUAUAUUAAUUUGAAUUAUAUAUUUGUAAAAACAUAUAUCUUGAAAAAUAUUUUGAAAAGUUUUCCCCCCAGUAAAUUAAAGAUUAUGUUUGAGAGUUAAAGUAUUUUAAUAUCUUUAUUUGAUGGAUUUUUUUUUUUUUUAGAAAAUGCUAUAAAUGUUUUUCCAAAUAUUUAUGAAGCCAACGCAGACACAAAUAUUACAUUUCUACGAACUUAACACGUGUUUAUAACAAAACAGUAAGUAUUUCUAAAUUGCAUCAUCUCAGACAAUUUAUAUACUGUAUAUGACCCAUGUGUAUAUCCUGUUUUUUUCUAUGAUGCUUAUGUAUUUUUUGCAUUCAAUUUUAGUUAUUAAAAAGCCUGUCUAUAACGUUGUGUAUAAAUAUUGUAAUAAUAUCAAUAUUUGGGGAACUUACAAUAUUGAAGUGCAGUAAGUGAGCCCCUAAAUGCUCAAAACAUGCCCUAGUUGCCACUAAAGAAAAUUUGGGCUUAAAAGAAUUGUCAUACCAAUGCGCAUAAUAGUUUCCUAUUGUAUAUUAUAAUGAACUACUUAAUAUGUAAUUAUUUAGCGGUACUGCUUGAAAUGACACAUUAAAGCACAACAAAGCAUUUCUCUUUUAAACUGCUU
Molecule: messenger RNA, 3669 nt
Organism: Myxocyprinus asiaticus (Chinese sucker)
Lineage: Eukaryota; Metazoa; Chordata; Actinopteri; Cypriniformes; Catostomidae
Product: long-chain fatty acid transport protein 2-like
Exons: 11
Coding region: 96-1946 (616 amino acids)
Molecular function (GO): long-chain fatty acid transmembrane transporter activity; long-chain fatty acid-CoA ligase activity
Source: RefSeq, a predicted model, not a curated record